Molecule: messenger RNA, 1738 nt
Organism: Austrofundulus limnaeus
Lineage: Eukaryota; Metazoa; Chordata; Actinopteri; Cyprinodontiformes; Rivulidae
Gene: rasa3
Product: RAS p21 protein activator 3
Biological process (GO): intracellular signal transduction; regulation of GTPase activity; negative regulation of Ras protein signal transduction
Molecular function (GO): GTPase activator activity
Source: RefSeq, a predicted model, not a curated record
UCCCCACACAGCCGCCUCUGCUGGACAGAAGCUGAAUCUGCUCUCACUUGAUGUGAGACAGCGGCAGCGGCGACUGKACAGAGCGGACAGGGGAACAUCGAUGUGUGACCCACCAACCUUCCCCCCUCUUCCUCCUCCUCCCACCUGGACUAUCCGCGAACCGCUGGAGAAACCAGAACCGACGACCGUGGACCAGAACCUCCAUCCAGUCGACGCGAGGGGAGCGAGAGCCACGGGGAGACCAUGGCGGUAGAAGAAGAAGGUCUUCGGGUUUUCCAAAGCGUUAAAAUAAAACUAGGAGAAGCCAAAAACAUCCCUCCGUACCCGGGACCGAACAGGAUGAGGGACUGUUUCUGUACCGUCAACCUGGACCAGGAGGAGGUCUUCAGAACCAAGAUCGUGGAGAAGUCACUGUGCCCGUUUUACGGGGAGGACUUCUACUGCGAGAUCCCACGUAGCUUCAGACACCUCUCCUUUUACAUUUUCGACAGAGACGUGUUCAGGAGGGACUCCAGCAUCGGGAAAGGUGCACCUGGAGCUGCGUCUGAGCGAAGUCAUCACCGACAGUGGAGUCAUCAGCCACAAGCUGGCCACACGAGUCUUGGAGUGUCAGGGUCUCCCAAUCGUCAACGGUCAGUGUGAUCCCUACGCUGCUGUUUCCCUUCUCGGCCCAUCAAGGUCAGAAGCAAAAAAGACCAAAGUUAAGAGGAAAACCAACAACCCUCAGUUCGACGAGGUUUUUUACUUUGAGGUGACUCGGCAGCCGAGCUACACCAAGCGUCAGUUUGACGUGGAGGAGGAGGACGUGGACAAGCUGGCUCUGAGGGUGGACCUGUGGAACGCCAGCAACCUGAAGUUUGGGGACGAGUUCCUGGGCGGCGUGCGGGUUCCUCUGCGGGUUUUGAGUCAAGCUGGAGUUCACGACGCCUGGUACUUCCUGCAGCCCAGAGAAAACGGAGGGAAGUCUGUGAAGGUGGAAGAUCUCGGCUCUCUGCGUCUGAACAUCGUUUACACCGAGGACCACGUCUUCCCCUCCGAGCACUACACCCCCCUCAGAGAUCUACUGCUGCAUUCUGCUAAAGUCGAGCCCGUGUCGGCGUCCACGGCCCACGUUCUGGGGGAGGUGUGUCGGGAGAAGCAAGAGGCCGCCAUCCCGCUCGUUCGUCUCUUCCUUCAUUACGGCAAAAUCGUGCCUUUCAUUAGCGCCAUCGCUCACGCUGAAAUCAACCGAACGCAGGAUCCAAACACUAUUUUUCGGGGGAAUUCUCUGACUUCUAAGUGCAUCGAUGAGACCAUGAAGCUGGCUGGGAUGCACUAUCUGCAAGUCACGCUAAAACCCGUCAUAGACGAGGAAAACCUUCGUCAGUAUGUCGACCGCAUCUUCAACGUCAUCACCACCUCCGGCGUUCGCUGCCCCACCGUCAUGUGUGACAUCUUCUUCUCUCUGCGAGAGUCCGCCGCCACUCGUUUCCAAGUUGACCAAGAUGUCCGCUACACGGCCGUCAGCAGCUUCAUCUUCCUGCGUUUCUUCGCUCCGGCCAUCCUCUCCCCCAACCUGUUCCAGCUGCGACCACACCACCCGGAUCCCUCCACCUCGCGGACCCUCACCCUCAUCUCCAAGACCAUCCAGACGCUCGGAAGUCUGGCCAAGUCCAAAUCUGCCAAUUUCAAAGAGUCCUACAUGGCCGCGUUUUACGACUACUUCAACGAGCAGAAAUACGCAGACGCUGUGAAGAAC